CACAUACAUACAUGUUUCUACUCUAUUCCUUUAACGAUCCAAAACUACUCUUCUAAAGUGUUCUAAGAAUCAAUCCCUAAUCAGCUAAUAGAAAACUAAAGAGAGAUGUAUAAAGAACUGAGCAGUAGAGUUAAAGAGAUUAGAAGAGCAGCAAGCCAAAAGGUAAAAUACUUCUGUAGUAAACUGUAAAGUGGAAGGCACAGAGCACAGCAAAGCAAGCAGUUGGGAAAUAAAACAAAGCAAUUUCAGCAUCAGCCUGAAACUCAGAAGGAAAAGGAUAAAAAGAGAAGGGUGUAUUUUCUGUUUUGAUCAGAACUUAAAGGACCCCCUUCUUCCUGAGCUGCUGAAUCGCUCAUUUUUUGCAAUUUUUGAAAUUGCAAAAAGGCCAAAUGGGUAAGUGGGGGUUGCCGGGAGGAAGUCUGCAAAAUCCUGAGGAAAAGUAAAAGAGUUGGAAGCAGACAGUAAAAGCUCGUACCGUACAAACAAACAAAAAAAUUUCUUCUUCUCAGGCAUUGGCUUCUGACACCAACUCUUUUGUGUCACAUUUUAUAAUAAAUUCUCUUAAAUCUGUAUUUACACUGCUAUUUAUUUCCCCUUGCUUUCGUUUGUGGGUUUCUGUAGAGAUGUCAGAGACAAGAGCUGCAAAAAAAAGGCCAGUUUCCCUCCUCAACCAGAAGUUACAGAGAGAUGCAGUCAUAAUAUGAACACUUGAACAGGCAAGAAGAGAGAGGGAGAGGUGGGCAUGCAACACCAUAAUCAGAACCAUUAGUUUAUCAAUUGCUGAAGACUCUGCAACCCAAAUGGUCUCUGAAAUAAAUAUACAGUUCAGGACAUACACGAUACUCAGAGGGCUCUAGUAAUAAUCUAAACAGAGGAGCCUCCCACUCCCUGACCUGGUUUUAUCAUCUCCCUGGAGCUCUGUCUUGCUUGCGAUUUGAAGUUCUUUGUUGUUUCUCUCAACUGAUAAAUAGACUUAUUUUUAUCUAUUUCAAGUAUGUGUACCAGAAGUAUGUUUCCCUUCACCUCAGCUCAGUGGCAGGAGCUUGAACAUCAAGCUCUCAUCUUCAAAUACAUGGUUUCCGGCAUUCCUAUACCUCCUGAUCUCCUCUUUAGUAUUAAAAGAAGUACCUUGGACUCUCCUUUCACUUCUAAGCUUUUCCCCCACCAUCCUCAACAUGUAGGGUGGAACUAUUUGCAAAUGAGUUUAGGGAGGAAGAUAGACCCAGAACCAGGGAGGUGCAGAAGAACUGAUGGGAAAAAGUGGAGAUGCUCAAAAGAGGCGUAUCCAGAUUCGAAGUACUGCGAGAGGCACAUGCAUAGAGGCAAAAAUCGUUCAAGAAAGCCUGUGGAUGUUUUGAAAACGACAGCAACAAAUGAUAUUAACCGCCUUUCAAAUCCAGCGUUUUCUUCCCUAACCAACAAUUCAUCCCUACUCUCCUAUCGGCCCUUCCCCGCUCAUCAAAUAUCUUCAACUUCUAAUGGGAAUGGCAUAUCACCCCAAGACACUAAUACCCUCUUGCUUCUGGAAUCUGGUUCUUACUCGGACAGAAACCCAGAUUACAGAAGAAGUAGGGACACUUAUGGGCUAAAAGAGAAAGUCGAUGAGUAUGCCUUCUUCUCGCAAGAACCAUCUGAAACUGCUGCAAGAGCCGAUUCUCUGCAACUGACACCACUAACAAUGAGUUGUUCUUCUCUAUAUCCAAAACAGAACAACUGCUCUUCUUUGCAGAAUGAUCAGUCCUGCUAUCAGCCUCAUCAGAGCCUCACAGACCCUUUGAAGCAACAAAAGAGAGAUGAAUCACAGAAGACAGUUCAUCGAUUCUUCGAUGAAUGGCCUCCAAAAGAGAGAGGAUCACGGCUUGAUUUCGAAGAUAAAUCAUCAAAUACUGGCUCAGUUUCCACCAUUCGGCCCUCAACUUCCAUUCCCACCACUUCCAACGACUUCCCCAUUUUCGGAUUCAACAACCCAUAAUGAUUCCUGGCCCCGAACUCCUUUUUUCUUUCUUUUUUUUCCUUUUCUCCAAAGUCGGUUUGUUCCUGUGCCUGAUCUCCAGGGUGACCCCAGUUGUUCCUUAUUGAAUUUUAUUUGGUUUCCUAGGAUGUACUUUCGGCUGAAGCUUCAUCCCAUCUUUUUUCUUUUGUAGGGUGGGGUUCAAUUGGGCCAUGGGUUGUUUAUUAAACGAAUGUUCCAUCGUUUUUUAUUCUAGUGUAGACUUUUCUACAUCAUUUCUUA
Messenger RNA from Cucurbita moschata (crookneck pumpkin), 2233 nucleotides. Its product is annotated as growth-regulating factor 5-like. The coding region runs from base 995 to 1972 and encodes 325 amino acids. The transcript has 3 exons. The record is from RefSeq and is a predicted model, not a curated record. Gene Ontology annotation, biological process: regulation of DNA-templated transcription; DNA-templated transcription; developmental process. Gene Ontology annotation, molecular function: ATP binding. NCBI's taxonomy places the organism in Eukaryota, Viridiplantae, Streptophyta, Magnoliopsida, Cucurbitales, Cucurbitaceae. Gene Ontology annotation, cellular component: nucleus.